UCAUUUUGUGUAGGGCUUAAGUUCUAAAGUCUAAAGGACUGCAUUGGUAAAUAGAAAUCCCCAAAUUGAGAGCUAGGGUUUUCUCAAAAAUAUCAAUUUCCCACAAAAAUCCCCAAAUAGAGUGAUAGCAUCAUGCUCGAAGAAUCCAAGCGUCGUUACAACUUCAGUCGAUCUCCAUCACCACCUAAAGCAUCGAAAAAACAUCACCAAAGUUAUGGGAGGAGCUCUCAAAAUCAAAAUCCGGAUGUGGGUAAUCGUUCAAUUUUUAUUUCAUAUCAUGAAACCCCAAAUUUAUCCCCUAAAAUCAAACUAAUUUGUGAAAUUAUUGCAAAAACUCUACCUUCAUCAGUUGAAAAAAGUUUAGAUGAUAAUGGAAUUAGGGUUACACAUGAAGAUGUUGAACAAGUUUUGAAAUUGUCUUAUAAUUAUCCUGCUUGUGCUGUGAAGUUCUUUAAAUGGGCAGGUUACAAAUUAAAUGAUAGGCAUAGUCCUUAUGCUUGGAAUCUAUUGGUAGAUAUGCUAGGGAAGAAUUCAUUGUAUGAUGCUAUGUGGGAUGCAAUUAAGUCAAUGAAGGAAGAAGGCUUUCUUUCACUUGCAACAUUUGCAUCGGUUUUUAGUAGUUAUGUCGUAGGGAAUCGAGUCGAGGAAGCGUUUAUGUCUUUCGAGGUUAUGGAUCAAUAUGGUGUACCUAGGGACAUUGUGUCUUUGAAUUCACUUUUGAGUGCAAUUUGUAGGGAGGGGAAGACCGAAAAGGCGGACGAGUUUUUAAGCAUUGCGAAGAAUAAGAUUAGGCCGGAUAGUGAUUCGUAUGCAAUAUUGUUAGAAGGGUGGGAAAAUGAAGGAAAUGUAGAUUGUGCUAGGCAAACUUUUGGUGAGUUGGUUAUGGAGGUUGGUUGGGACCCAAAUAAUGUGCCCGCGUAUGAUUCAUUUUUGUGCACAUUGAUCAAGUCUCGGAGUGGAUUUCAUGACGCAUUUAAGUUUUUGAUGACUAUGAAGGAGAGGAGGUGUUCUCCCGGGAUUAGAUUUUUCGGGAUUGCUUUGGACGAGUGUGUGAGGAAAAGCGAUGCUCGAGGAGCUGCAUUGCUAUGGGAAGCAAUGACGGUGAGGAGUGAUUUUAGACCUAACUCGCGAAUGUACAAUAUGAUGAUCUCUUUGCAUACUCGGCUAGCUAAUCAAGAUAUAGCUAUAAGGUAUUUGGAUGAGAUGAUAUACGAUGGCGUUUUCCCUGAUUCAAAGAGUUAUAAUACUUUGCUCGAGUUCUUUCUUAAGACUCGAAAGCUUUACGAGGCUUCAUCUAUAUUUACCGAGAUGGUAAAGAAUGAGUGUUUGCCAACCGAAGGAAAUUGUAUUGCGGCUGUUAGGCUAUUCAUGGAUUCCGGAGAUCCUUACAUGGCUAUUAAGGUUUGGAAAUUCAUGGUUGAGAAUUGUUAUUCGGAGUUGGAAGAGACCGGGAAUUUUUUGAUUUCAAAACUCGGUGAAUGCAACCGAGUUCAAGAGGCGGUUAAGUAUGCCGAAGACAUGAUUGAUCGUAAGAUAAAGUUGAGUUCUACAAACUUGAGAAAACUGAAGCAAAAGCUUGUAAAGGUUGGAAAGGGUUCUGUUCAUGAUGAACUGUUAGAAAAGUGGAGGCUUCGAUAAUCGAUAGGCUUUUCUCGCCUCCAGGGGUCUAUUGGCAGCAAACUCCUUAUCACUUUUGAUAAGGGUACCGUUCAUUUGUUGUUUGAGGCCCUGAUUAGAGUUUCUAGCGGGAUAUACUUGGUAGUUGGUAUGAUGAUGAUGAUACGUGGCUUUGCCAUCCAAUGGAUCAAUUUCGUGCAAUAUAAUUACAAAACCAUUAUGAAUUUCCAUGUUAAGCAUGAUAAACAUAGAUUUGAUGGGUUGGUGCAAUCAUUGCCAAUCAUUUUUUUUACAUGAAUGCCCGAUUUUGUUAAUGAUACAAAGGCGGUAAUAAGAAUGAGUUUUAGUGUUCAUUUUGAUGAAAUCUGCAAUGUCAUUUCUAUAGUAAUAAAGCGCUCAUCCUCAAACAUCUUGUUCAUUAGAAAUUUUCUUUACCACUUAAGAGCAUCUUAUCAAGUGAGAAAUUGUGAAUGAUUUUGUAAAAAUAGAAUGAAUUAUACU
Amaranthus tricolor (Joseph's coat) is the source of this 2118-nucleotide messenger RNA. Its product is annotated as pentatricopeptide repeat-containing protein At1g77360, mitochondrial-like. The transcript has a single exon. The record is from RefSeq and is a predicted model, not a curated record. Gene Ontology annotation, molecular function: protein binding. Lineage: Eukaryota; Viridiplantae; Streptophyta; Magnoliopsida; Caryophyllales; Amaranthaceae. The coding region runs from base 133 to 1638 and encodes 501 amino acids.